ACGGUUCAAAACAAAGGAAGUGACGAGGGUUUUUUUUUUGUACGUCAACAAUUUUGUUUGAUUUUUUACUGUUUACUUGCGUUUGUUAUGCUCUCUAGUGAUCGAUAAAAGGUUAAUGCAUUGUGUGGUUUUGCGGAUCGGCCAUUUCUUAUAGAAAUGGUCGUUUAAACGGGGAAAAUUUAGCUUACUUCACUAAGAAAUAUGGUGAUAAUAAAGAGCGACUACACAAAACCCGGAAUUUCUCCGGCUAAACAGCUGGCAGAACAUGACGAUAUGUGUAUUAAUCUGACGAUCGAUGUCCAUCUCGGCUUCAUUACUCAUAAAAUGAGUGCUCGAUUUCGUCCUAUAAAAGCAAAUCAAGUGCUCAUCCGAGAAACUUUGUCAAAACUUCAAUCGAGCACAGAUAUUGAGAGGGCUUGUGGCGAAAUUAUGAAAGAGACUGGUCAAUGGAGUAAUCAUUAUUUCCUCAAUAAAUCUCGAACUCAAAUUGAUGCUUUUAAAAGCCAUUUGUCAAAAUAUCUUGGUUUGUUCAUCCCUGCAUCUGGAGUGUGUGUUGUUCCAUGUACUCGAUAUUCCACUGAAGAAAUGGGAGCGAAAGUGAUUUCUAGGCAGCAAUGGUCGAAGGGUGAUAAGAUUCCUUACUUAUGUGGUUGUAUUGCUGAGAUGACGCGUGAAGAAGAAGUGAAGUUAUUACGUCCAGGAAUUAACGACUUCAGUAUCAUGUUCUCCACAAGAAAAAAUUGUUCUCAGUUAUGGUUAGGUCCUGCUGCUUACAUCAACCAUGAUUGUAGACCUAACUGCAAGUUUGUUUCAACGGGUGUUUCCACUGCGUGAAAAGUUCUGCGUGAUAUCGAUGAAGGCGAAGAAAUUACUUGUUACUAUGGCGAUAAUUUCUUUGGUGACAGUAAUUGCAAAUGUGAAUGUGUGACGUGUGAGCGACGCGGUAAAGGAGCGUUCAGUUGUCCCGAUAACGAGUCAUCAGAAAAAAAAUACAGUUUUCGCGAUACGAGUAAACGACUGAAAAGGGAUCAUGGAAGGAUCUCAGAAUUUCUUGCCGACGGCGCCACAUGUUCAUAUGACUCGGGUGUUGAAUGCUGUGAAAAUCCUGCUGACAAGGAAGAUUUACCCAUCCUUACUACGACAAUAAACAAUAUCUCCGAAUCUGCUAAUGUCAAUGAUCAAUUAUCAUUUCACACAAAUCCGUGUUCUGAAUUACAGUUUCUUGGGGGAUUUAAGCCUAAGGCUAAACGACGGACAGUCGUCUGCGCAAAAGGCGCAACAAUGUGA
This is a messenger RNA of Xenia sp. Carnegie-2017, 1287 nucleotides long. Its product is annotated as histone-lysine N-methyltransferase KMT5B-like. The record is from RefSeq and is a predicted model, not a curated record. Gene Ontology annotation, molecular function: protein binding; histone H4K20 methyltransferase activity. Gene Ontology annotation, cellular component: nucleus. NCBI's taxonomy places the organism in Eukaryota, Metazoa, Cnidaria, Anthozoa, Malacalcyonacea, Xeniidae.